Molecule: messenger RNA, 2215 nt
Organism: Phyllopteryx taeniolatus (common seadragon)
Lineage: Eukaryota; Metazoa; Chordata; Actinopteri; Syngnathiformes; Syngnathidae
Gene: smyd4
Product: SET and MYND domain containing 4
Exons: 10
Coding region: 90-2165 (691 amino acids)
Molecular function (GO): protein binding
Source: RefSeq, a predicted model, not a curated record
CUUUGAAGGGUUCGUCUUACCCGGAAGCGUCCCGUGACUACGCUGCUCGCUGGCUUUUGCUGCAUGAAAACAAGCUUUUAAUUUCCCAAAUGGAUCUUCCGUGCGUCCCGUGGCAAGAGCACGUUGCUCGGAAAUGGGCCGGACUCGAACCCGAGCUCAGGGAGCGUUUUAAGUCCAUGCUUGAAAUAAAAGAUGUCAUUGAAAGCGCCCUGAGUCUGACAACGCAGGAUGACGUGAAGUGCUUGCACAGCAUCUCUGCCGGAAGACCUCAUCAUCACACACGAAAGGAUGCAGAGUCGGCGGCCGCAUGCAGGGAACGAGGCAACGCCAGCUUCAAAGGCAGGAGGUACACCGAGGCAGCCCUGCACUACUCACAGGGAGUUUGUUUGGCCCCCCAAGGUUCUGAGCAACUGCCGUUGUGCUACGCCAACCGCUCUGCGGCACUCUUCCACCUGCAGCGCUACCAGGAAGCUCUUGACGACGCGGCAGAAGCCGAGAGGACCAACUACCCGUCCGGUCUCUCCCACAAGCUGGAGAAGCGUCGCGCACAAUGCCUGGCACGCCUCUCUUCCUCGGAGCUCCGUGCAGACCAAGAGGAAGGUGUCCGGUCGGGGGUGUCUCCUAAAGGUGUCCAGUCGGGGGUGUCUCCUAAAGUGACCGUUCGCGUCAGCCUUGAGAAAGGUCGCCACGUGGUGGCGUCAGAGACGAUCGAAGCUGGUGAGGUGAUCCUGAGCGAGAGGCCGUACAGCUUCGUCCUGGUUCCGAGCAGCGGCGGCGCGUUCGGGUCGGAGCACCGGCGCUGCCAUGCGUGUUUGAACCCGACGUGGCGACCGGUCCCGUGCGGCGGGUGCUCAUAUGCCCGCUACUGCGCCGCCAGCUGCAGGGACCGCGCCUGGGAGGAGUACCACUGCCAGGAGUGCCCACUGGGCGCCCACGUGACAGCUUUGGGCAUCUUGUCGCAGUUGGCUCUGAGAGUGGCGCUCAAAGCCGGCCUGAAGAACAUCCGCCAGGCCUCCGGAGCCGCCGCCGAGCCCCCAGCGGAUCCUUCGGGCGCCGCGUAUGAGGGCGUCUCCUGCCUGCUACACCACUUGGACCGGCAGAGCGCCAGCAUGCGCUUCCUGUGUGCGGUCACCAUGGCGACGCUGUGCCUGGAGCUCAGCGGAACGGGACCGCCGCCCGCGGGACGACAGGUCGCCUUCGUGCGGGACCCCGUCGCCGAGGAUCAGGGGUGGCGGCUGCUGGCCGGCGCGGCGCUGAGGCAUCUGCUGCAGCUGCGGUGCAACGCGCAGGCCGUCGUCAUGCUGGAAGACCAAGGUUUGUCAGACGCCCUCGUGCUGUCCAGUCAGGAAAGACGGGUCGCAACGGCCAUCUUCCCGACGCUGAGUCUCUUCAACCACUCGUGCCGACCCAACACCAGCCUGAUGUUCGGCGGCGGCGGCAUCGUCACGGUGCGGGCGUCCCGCAGCGUGAACGCCGGGCGAGAGGUCCUGCACUGCUACGGUCCUCACAACAGCAGCAUGGCCGCCGCGGAGCGCAGGCACCUCCUGCAGGAGCAGUACUUCUUCCUGUGUCAAUGCGAAGCCUGCGAGGAAGAGCGGGCGCCGGGAAGUAGCAGAGAUGGUGCAUCUGGACUGCUCUGCGCAGAGUGCGACACUUCCCUCGCGUCCUCCGGCGGAGGCGAUCUGGAGUGCCGAUCGUGCGGUUUCGCGUUGUCCUGUGGCGAUCUGACCGAGAGGCUACAGGACGUCCGCAGAGACUUGGACGAGGCCGUGGAUCUCCUGGAGAAAGGCGAACCCGGAGAGACCCUCGCCCUGCUGGAGAGAAGCGGGUGUCUCGCGGGCGUGACGCUGCCGCACACGCACCAGCUCCAGGGCCGCAUGGACGACACUUUGGCCAGAGCGCACGCGACCAACGGCAAUUGGUCGCGUGCGGCCUUGCACUUGGAGCGCAGCAGUGCCGCCGUAGCCGCCCGCUUUGGCGCAGACAGCGUGGAGAUGGCGCGACAGCUGGCAAAGUUGGCGCAGCUGCACUUCAACGCCGGCUCGAGAGCAUCGGCCCUGUCCGUCAUCCCCGAGGCCCGACGCCUUCUGAGCCUGCACUGCGGCGCCCUCUGCCCUGAAGUGCAGGAGCUGCAGGCCAUGGAGGAUUGUUUACAUAAUUCAUAAUUGAUUUUGUCAAUAAAAAGAUGACUAAAAUGUCUUUGUAUUACACAUGA